AGACCGUAAAAUCGCAAAAAUGAUGACCGAAGAAAGUGAUACCGCAUUCCUUACAGCACACUCGAUGUUAUUAAGUGACGACGAUGAUAGUUUUGACGUUUCUAUACUUCAGGCAGAAGGAAAAUUAGAUGUGUUGAGUCUAACUGAACCAGAAUCACCUCCUACUUUAUGUCCAACACCAAUACACAGAGAAGAUUCAUUUUCGUUCGAUUACGACGAAUUCAUAAAACAUUUUGAAGAUCAGAAAUCCGAGUGUUUACACUCAGAAAAUUCGGAUGAUACAGAAGUAGAGAAAAAAAAACGUUGUUCGGUUCUAUUAUCACAUUUGAAAUUACUUUCAACUAUGCCGAAGGAUUUAUGUAAUGAACUCCAACGCAAGCUCAGAAACUUAGAAAUGAAAUAUAAGCUGAAAAGUUACAGACGAAAAUAUAAUAACUUUGUGAAAUCGAAAGAAAGACGUCAAAGUUUAAUCUCUGAAUCCAAAGACGAUCUCGAGAAGCCAUCAACAUCUGCAAAAGUAGAAUAAAAAGUUACUUUCAUCGUUCUUUAUAAGGCAAUGUUGUAACUAAUGUUACUGAUAUAUUAAAGGCAUAACUUUUGUAA
Molecule: messenger RNA, 603 nt
Organism: Centruroides sculpturatus (bark scorpion)
Lineage: Eukaryota; Metazoa; Arthropoda; Arachnida; Scorpiones; Buthidae
Exons: 2
Coding region: 20-526 (168 amino acids)
Source: RefSeq, a predicted model, not a curated record